AUGGCGCGGCAGUGGCACAGGCAGCUCCCGGCCGGGACCCCCUUCGGCCGGGACCCUCCUCCCCGCAGCGAGGGCCUGGCGGCCAGCCUCUGCGGGGUGGUUGCGAAGAGGGGCAAGGACUACAUCCUGAAGCACGUCCCAAACAUGCACAAAGAUCAGUUUGCCCUGACGGCCUCCGAAGCCCAUCUCAAGUACAUCAAGGAGGCCGUCCGGCUGGAUGACGUGGCUGUGCACUACUACAGGUUGUACAAGGACAAAAGGGAGGUGGAGGCCGCCCUGACGCUGGGGCUGACCACGCGGGGCAUCCAGAUCUUCCAGAACUUGGAUGAAGAAAAGCAGCUGCUCUACGACUUCCCCUGGACAAACGUGGGGAAACUGGUGUUCGUGGGCAAGAAGUUUGAGAUCCUGCCGGACGGGCUGCCCUCGGCCAGGAAGCUCAUCUACUACACCGCCGGCAGCAUCCGGCACAAGCGCCUCUCCCGGCACUCCACCGCCAGCCACAGCAGCUCCCACACCUCGGGCAUCGAGACCGACCCCAAACCCAGGGAGAUGGGGCCCGAGGACGGCUUCUCGGGCGCCGGCGCUCACCGCAAGCUGAAGACCUGCAGCUCCAUGACCAGCCACGGCAGCUCCCACACCUCCGGAGUGGAGAGCGGUGGGAAGGACCGGCUGGAGGAGGACUCCCAGGAUGACGAAAUCGAGAUGCUGGUGGAUGACCCCCGGGAGCUGGAGCAGGCUGGCGAGAUGGAGGUGAGCCCCGACAUGUGCGUCUACAUCACGGAGGACAUGCUGCUGUCGCGCAAGUUCAACGGGCACUCGGGGCUAAUCGUGAAAGAGAUCAGCUCCUCCACCUCCAGCUCCUCAGAGACAGUGGUGAAGCUGCGGGGGCAGAGCACUGACUCCUUACCCCAGACGACGUGCAGGAAACCGAAGACGUCGACGGACCGGCACAGCCUGAGCCUGGAUGACAUUCGGCUCUACCAGAAGGACUUCUUGCAGCUGGCCAACCUCUGCCAGGAUACAGCCCAGAGCUACACCUUCGGCUGCGCCCAUGGGCUGGAGGAGGAAGGGCUCUACUGCAACGGCUGCUUGGCCCAGCAGUGCAUCAACAUCCAGGAGACCUUCCCCGUCAAAAGAACCAGCAAAUACUUCUCGUUGGAUCUCACCCACGACGAAGUCCCCGAGUUCGUCGUCUGA
Molecule: messenger RNA, 1197 nt
Organism: Pygoscelis adeliae (Adelie penguin)
Lineage: Eukaryota; Metazoa; Chordata; Aves; Sphenisciformes; Spheniscidae
Gene: FRMD6
Product: FERM domain containing 6
Exons: 9
Coding region: 1-1197 (398 amino acids)
Biological process (GO): positive regulation of hippo signaling
Cellular component (GO): cytoskeleton; cytoplasmic side of apical plasma membrane
Source: RefSeq, a predicted model, not a curated record